UCAGUCGGAGCCAAAAGACGCAGCUUCGGAUUUCUUCGACAAGGAGCAGUCCUCCCUUUUUUAGCUCGGUGUUUCGGCAACAAAAACUGCCAAGAUGGAUCCACAAACCUUCAUGGAUAUAGCGACUGUUGUCACUAAAUUAAAAAUGUAUCCAUAUUUCGAUAUAGCUCACUAUGCGCUGAUGUGCAUGAUGGUUCGGGAGGACGCGCCACAAACCGGUACUGCAAUAUUUUCUCGGAAACAUCCUCUGGCAUGUUGGGUCUCGAGCAUGCUGCUCUGUUUCGCUGGUAACCUUAUCGCAAACUUCUUAUUAGGGGAAGCUGUGUUAACACCUUUCAAAUCACAUGAGGCUUUGGUCUUGGCAUCCAUCGUGUGGUACUUCAUCAACUAUUCCCCGUUUGACCUAGUAUACAAAAUCGCUCGAUUCCUGCCUUUCAAGAUCAUCCUCUACAUGCUGAAAGAGGUACAACGAACAAAGAAGAUAUUCGACGGAGUCACCAUCGCCGCCAAAUUAUAUCCUGGAUCUUAUAUCGUUAUUGUUCUCAUUGGAAUUGUCAAAGGCUCAGGAUAUACUGAGAUGAGAAUGUUAGAGCGUGUAGUACGAGGUUUGUGGAUUCCCGGUACUAAUGAGUUCUUACAACCAUCAUUUACCACCAAGGCUAGCUUCCUGAGCGCUGUGGUAUUCGUGCUAGAAAGGGAGAAGUACCUGACUGCCCCCCACGCUCUCAUCUACUUCGGAGUGGUGAUGUUCCUCAUCUACUUCAAGCUCUCCUCCCUGCUCCUUGGAAUACACGACCCGUUCGUUCCCUUCGAGAAUCUCUUCUGCGCAGUCUUCAUGGGUGGCAUGUGGGACGCGCUGAAGCGAGCAAUGUCUCGGGAAAAGAAGGAACCAGAAACGACGAAGAAUGACAUCAAACGGAAAGAGGAGAAGAAGAAUGAUUAGACGGAGUUGUGGGAGGUUGUGAUAUGAACAUAUCCAUCAUGGACCACAUCGUCAUGGCAGACGAUGAUGAUGCCACUAUGGGUUGCCAUUGGUGAUUAUUUGGUUUCCAUGGUGAACAUGUGGUUUUCCAUUGGUGAUCAGUUGGUUUUCCAUUGGUGAUCACUUGAUUUUCCAUUGGUUACCUCUUGGUCUUCCAUUGGUUACCACUUGAGUUUCCAUGGCUUCUUGUGGGUUAAACCCCAGUGUGUUGGCAACCAGUGUGAUUCCUUAGCCACCACUCCGAUUCCAUAGGUCACCAGUAGGUUUCCCUUGGCAAAAUGUGUCGGUCCCCGAGUGCUAUGUACUGAAGUGAAUACUCAAAGAGUUCCAUGUAAAUUCAGAUGUAAAUUCAUCAUCAGGGAUGUAUAUUUUGUCAAAUUGACACAAUUUUCAAAAAUUGUACAGUUGUAAAAUGUGAUCAUCAAUGUGAUUCUGAUGAGUCAGCAUGUAGAUCUACCUUGAACUGGUGGUUUCUACACAUUCCAUGUAACUUAUAUCUUAAUCUACAUGGCGAUCACACUUCGUCCCAGUUGAUGAUAUGACACCUUCCUGGUGUAAUAGUCAGAACCUGAUCGAACUGAAAUCAAAUAUCAACAACCCAUGGACAGAAGUGAACAAGCCUUUUGAUAACAAAUCACUUUUUGUUCUCUGUGUCUUUCACCAUAUCUAAAGUGGCUUUUGAAAGCCAGUUUCUGUCUUCACCAAGCAUGAAGCUCAAACCUGCCUAUUAGUACCUGGUGUAUUGAUUGAUCUAAAUAGCCAAUUGCUAUUAAUUCGUGCAAUAAAAGUACUGCAUUUAUGUCUUGUACAUGUACAUAGAGGACUUUUAAAAAGAAUGUACAGUUUUAAAAACAAAAGCUUGGUAUUCUUAAUCAUUGGAAGAAAGUGAGAAUUUAGUAAAAAAACUUAAGAGUUUAAGUGAAAAAAGGCACAUGAACAUGAAAAAAUAUCAAUUUCAUUGAUAUGCUUUGGGAGAGUUUUGUACUAAGAGAACUCGUAAACUUAUCUUCUGUCAAAAACAAAGGUCAAGUAAGGUAUUGUAAACUCUGCAAGUCCUGUAAUCGAAACAGAUGCAGUAUUAUCAUUUAUCAAACUUGAUCACUUUCUCUGCUCAGCUUAAAAAACCAUUGUACAAUACCAAAUGGUGCACCGAAGGAGUUACCUUCCAUCAAUCAGUCCUUCAUUCAUUCAAAACUUUAUCUUUUCAUUUUUACCCAUUUAUGUAUUGUAGAUAAUUAAAAAAAACACCCUGGUAGUGUAACUUUUAUGUUACGUGUAGUUUUGAAACUGUUCAUCAAACAGGAAGCUCACAAAUAUUUGUUAAAAUAUCUUCAAUCAUGAACGGGUUUUGUUGCUCUGUAAAUAAAUACGUUGGUAGGAGCUUACCAGCUGUCCUACAUGACUGUGUCUGGACUGAUGAGGCGAGUUACAUUUAUGUAUAUAGAUGGUUGGAAUUAGGAAUUGAGAUGAUGGAAAAUGUCUGGUGAUUGCAUUCUAAAGGUCCAAUCUACUCAUAGAUGUCAGUUUGAGUGGAGUGUAUAACAGUAACCAGCAAAGGGAUGGGCGAGGCCUAUAGGUUUGUUAAAUCACCAGGUCGCCACCUGUAACAAGUUAAGUGAUAUUUUGGAAUGAAUGUAAAUUUGAAAAUAGAAUAAGCUGAAGCUCGGGUGCCGGAUGAGCACAUUGCUAAUGUUCAUGCUUGAUACUCUUGAAGUCUUUCUCAUUGAGGGCAGCAGUUGUACAUUACAUUGUAAGUACAAUGCUGUGAUAGUCGUCUGCAGAGUUGUUAGGCUGACCAGUGUACAUUAGACCAUGUUCGAUGUGAAUACCUUUGAAAUUUUCUCCCAUGUAUUAUACAGUGUGUGUGUGUUGUUUAUACUUAGUUAUAUUCUGUGUACAAACACUACCUGGACUACUAGACUUAGGCGUGUAAGGUUUAACCUGGGUGAAUCUGAGAUAUCCUCACGAUUCUGAUCGCUUUGAAACGUUUAACUGUUUCCUUUGUGAUUGGCUCUAUGGUACAAUCAUUAUCAUUCAUAGAUGUGCCAGUCACGUUCACUGCCAACCAUGUAGCCUUUGUAGAAUUGAAAGCAAUAACAUCUUUUGAAUUGUGGAAAUUUAUCAACUUUGUCUCACUUCAGCUAGAUCAGGGUGCUCAAAUUUUAGAUAUUCGUUUCUGAAAAGGUGUGUCGGUAGAUCUUCCAUUAUCCAUGUGGAUCUGAUGAAAAUCGUUUGUGGGUUCGAUCACCAACAUUGCUCUCUCUUGCUGAUGAAAAAUAGAGUUACGGCACUGAGAUGACAACCAAAAAUCCAAGUCUGUGGACAUUUUGGCCAAAUAUACCUAAUUCCAGUUUACAGCCACCCUCUAGGAUUGUUGCCUGUCGUAUAAAGCCUACUGUUUUUUGGUCCUGUAUGAACUCUCUCUGAUGUAAACAAGGAACCCUGAAUAAAUGCUUUAUUUUAUAAA
Lineus longissimus is the source of this 3449-nucleotide messenger RNA. Its product is annotated as trimeric intracellular cation channel type 1B.1-like. Gene Ontology annotation, cellular component: membrane. Gene Ontology annotation, biological process: potassium ion transmembrane transport. The coding region runs from base 95 to 943 and encodes 282 amino acids. Lineage: Eukaryota; Metazoa; Nemertea; Pilidiophora; Heteronemertea; Lineidae. The record is from RefSeq and is a predicted model, not a curated record. The transcript is spliced from 5 exons. Gene Ontology annotation, molecular function: identical protein binding; potassium channel activity.